Molecule: messenger RNA, 4208 nt
Organism: Marchantia polymorpha subsp. ruderalis
Lineage: Eukaryota; Viridiplantae; Streptophyta; Marchantiopsida; Marchantiales; Marchantiaceae
Source: the annotation of a GenBank genome assembly
GAGCACGUGCGAAGCAGACUCGCCAUCGCUCAGAGUUCCCUCCAUGAACAAAAUAAAAGCGUUCACGAGAAUGCACAGUCACAAUUACGAGCAGCUGCGCGGCCAUCAGCCGCAGCCUGACGCUGCGAGCAGAAGCAACUGGGGACAUGUCGGUGGUGGUGGCAACGACGAUGGCGUAGUUGGACGAGGAGUCGAUCGUCUGACGGGAUCCCAGGAGCGGGUGCUCCUCGACCGCACGGAAGAUUCCAUCCUGGCACUGCGUUCCUCUCACUCCAGCCCGAUCUCUUCUUCUGCUGCUGCUGCUGGUUCUGGUUCUGAUCCUUCUGCCGCGACUGUCAGUCCCUCUCUCCAGAACGGGGGCCACAGUCUCAAAGCUCCACGAGGUCCUCUGCCCAGCAGCGCUGCGUUUCGUCGAACCUGCAGCAGCAUCGCAUCGUCUCCCGCAGUCCUUGCAGCUGCGACGAGCGCAGAGGAGGAGCGGCGAGGAGGAGGAGGAGGAGGAGGAGGAGAGGUUGAAAAGGGUUCGAGCUUAGUGCGGGAAUCCAGUUACGACUUCUGGUCGGACGAGCUCGAGCCCGAGCCCGAGCGUGCGGGAGGCUGGAAUAAGGUCGACGACGGGAGGAUCGAUGAGGAGAGAUGCUCGAGCUCGUCGCAUAGGAGAACGAAAAGCUUCGAGUUCGGUGGUGGCGGCGGUAGUUCGAACGAGGCGGACCCGCCGAGCAGAUUGAUUCGGGAGUUUUUGCAGAAGCAGAGCGCGACUGGGUCGACAUUUUUGGACCUCGAUAUGGACAUGGACGAGCUGACGGCGAAAGGUGCGAGGCCUGUCAGGCCCGGCGCCAAUGGCAGCGGCAGCGGAAAUGGGAAUGGGAAUGGCGUCGCCGCUUCUGCCCGACCCAACAGCAGCGUGCGAGCUUCGCCCCCCGGCCAGCUGAAGGAAACCCGAAUGUCGCAAGCCGACCAAGACUCAUUGUCCUCGUCCUCUUUCGAUUCGCCAUCGCCGACCUCCCGCCUCAGAGACCCUCUUGCCUCGGCGGGCGUCAGGAGGCCGGGAGAAGUGGUCGUCGACAUGCCGCAGAAUCACAGAACGAGCGAUUUCAGCUCGUCCUCGGAGGAGGUCUCGCCGCUGCACGAAGCUGCUCCUCUGAGCGGCGUGGGCAUCAGGUCGCGCAAAGCAAUCCCGCAACCUCCAAUCGCUCUCGAUCGAAAGAACAGCUCCAAUGGUGGUGGUGGUGGUGCAGGAGCAGGAGCAGGAGCAGGAGGGGAGGUGGACCCGACGGCUCGGUCGCCUCCCAUGGCGUACAAUAAACCUCCGGGGUUCAACAGGCUAAAAUCGAGGCUGGUCGAUGUUCCGAAGCCUCCCGAGAUGAAAGCUGGAGAUGGAAAGGACGAGGGCAGACGGUCGGGUGGCAUGUCGGGAGCGUUGCGGUCUGGGCUUCUGGGGAAGCUGAAGAGGGUGGACGAGGAGGACGACGAUCCUCUCAAGGACGCAGAUUUGCCCGAGAAAUAUCGAACUCGGGAUAAAGGGUUUUGGACCAUCGCGCAGUGGGUCUCAUUCUUGCUCAUUCUCGGCGGAUUGGCGACGAUUUUGGCGUUCAGGAAUCUGCGGGAAAUGAAGCGCGGUGGGUUGAUGCUCUGGAAAUGGGCGCUGCUCGUCAUGGUGGUCUUCAGCGGGAGGCUCGUGUCGGGCUGGAUCAUCUGGUUCUUCGUGAUCAUCAUCGAGCGCAACUUUCUGCUCCGCAAGAGGGUUUUGUAUUUCGUCUACGCCCUGCGCAAGGGCGUGCAGAACUGUCUGUGGCUGGGGUUCGCGCUGCUGGCCUGGCAUUUGAUGAUCGACCCCAAGGUCGACAAGGACAUUGCCGUCGUGAAGUACGUGACGAAAAUCUUGCAGUGCUUCCUCAUCGGAGCUCUGAUCAUUCUCGUCAAGACUCUGAUCGUCAAGGUCUUCGCUUCCUCGUUUCACGUGAGCAACUUCUUCGAGCGCAUUCAGGAAGCUCUCUUCAAUCAGUACAUCAUGGAAACGCUGUCGGGUCCCCCGAUGCUGGAGAUUGAACAGAACCACGAAGAGGAGAUGAAAUUCAACGAGGAGAUUGCGAUUCUGAAGGAGGCCGGUGCCACCGGGCCCAACCUUCCGAAGAUGAACGACUUGCCUCCUCUUCCUCCGAGACGGAGUGGAAUCAUCGGAGCCAGCCAGAUGUUGAACAAAAGCGGGGGCGUGCCCGGAGGCACUAAGAGCGGCAUGAUAGGGAAGAUUGGCAAGCCCGGAGAGAAGAAGUCUCAGAAGCUCGAGGAAGAAGGAAUCAGCGUCGAGCACUUGACCAAGCUCGACCAGCGCAAUGUGUCGGCGUGGAACAUGAAGCGACUGGUGAAUAUCAUUCGCCAUUCCAGCCUCACUCACUCCAUCGAAGAAACUGCGUAUGCCGAUGCAGGAGUGGAGACCGAGAUUCAAAGCGAGUGGCAGGCCAAGAAGGCUGCCAAGCAGAUUUUCAAAAACGUCGCCCGGAAAGGUGCCAAGGUUAUCUCGGAGGACGAUUUGUUACGGUUCAUGCGGGAGGAGGAGGCGACUAAAGCUCUGCACUCGUUCGAAGGGGGAUUCGAAACCAAGAAGAUCACCAAGCAAGCGCUGAAGAAUUGGGUGAUCAAUAUAUAUCGCGAGAGGCGUGCCCUGGCGCUGUCCCUGAACGAUACGAAAACUGCUGUGAACAAGCUGCACCGCAUCGUCGACGUCAUCGUGGGCUUGAUUAUCCUGGUCAUCUGGUUGCUGGUGCUGGAUAUCGCCACCACGCAGCUGCUGCUCUUCACGUCGUCGCAGUUCCUCCUCGUCAUUCUCGUGUGGGGCAACACUCUCAAGACCGUCCUCGAGGCAAUCGUGUUCCUCUUCGUCAUGCACCCGUUCGACGUCGGAGAUCGGUGCGUCGUGGAUGGACAGCAGCUUGUCGUGGAGGAAAUGAACAUCUUAACGACGGUGUUCCUGGGAGAUUACAAUGUGAAGAUCUGGUAUCCGAAUUCGGUGCUUGCGACGAAGCCUAUCCAGAAUUACUAUCGCAGCCCAGAUAUGGGUGACAGUGUUGAUUUCCUCACCCUGACCAGCACGCCCAUGUCGAAGAUCAACGAGCUGAAGGAGUCCAUCAAAGAAUACCUCUUGAGCAAGCCGCAAUGGUGGGCUCCCGAUUUCACUCUGAACGUGAUGGAGAUGACAGAGGGCAAGAGGAUGAAGUUGACGUUGGGUCUGAAGCACACCAUGAAUUUCCAGGAUUUGGGCGAGAGGUUCAAACGGAAAGGAGAGCUUCAGUAUGAGCUGAAAUCCCGUUGCACCAAGCUGGAAAUUGACUUCAAGCCUCCGGCAGGUGAAGUCAACGUAAAUUUCCGCCAGGAAGGUCCUCACGAGAUCAGUCUCCGGAAAGUGGAGUGAGCAGGUCCUUUCCCCAGAUGAGAUCUGCUCGAAGCAGAGUUAUCGAUUGAUGCUUUGGACAAUCCAGAGCAAGGAAGGAAGGACGGAAUCUCCUCUCCACCACAACAGAGAAGGGAAGUGUCAACUCCCACAUCAUCUGGCAUUUCUUACUCACUCGACGUGCUGGGCUUGGGCUGUGCAAUCUUCAGUAUUUGACGCCUACCUACCGACCGACUGAGGAAGGUAGAGGCCAUGGCCACGGAUUUUGAGCAUUGUCCACCUACUGUAUUCGUACCAAUGACCUCACCCUGUGAACGCGGUGGAAGUCUAUCCGAAGGGCCUCCUUCCGCAACUAGAGAGAGUACAAUAGCAGGUCCGGCAACCACUCUCCGAACGAGGAAGGGACAAGUGUUGAAAUAGACUUCCCUUGCUAUGUUCUCUCCAGAGUGACUGCGAAAUAGAUUGUUGUGAUUGGUCUUUCGCAGCACACAUGGAUCACAGUACAGCGCAGUUUUCGGUCUUUGGCUGGCCUCUGUAUACAAGAGGUCAUCUCAGCUCGGCUUCUGUUCUCUCUGUUUACACCUAGUAGCUCAGCCCGCCGAUUGAACGUUUGAAAUGUUUACACAUUCAAAAGUUCAUUCACUGAUGAAUGCGGCCAGUUUUUUUUGGAAAUACGGAGUAGAUUAAGGCAAUGAGACGGGAGAAAUUCAUUCACGGGCCUUCGCAGAGGUUCUAAGCCGGUGUGAUCAAUUACCCAAGCAAACAUUCUUAAUGUCAUGUUUUCAGGAGUAUCUGUAAAUUUGCAGUAAAAGUGUUUGUA